AUGGUAUUCAAAAAAGGAACAAAUUCUAAAGCAUCAACAACAGCUUCAAAUGAAACUGAUAUGGAUACAAAACAUAUGCGAUUAAGAGAUCAAGAUGAAGAAAAUCAAGAUCAAAAUGAAAAUAAUGAACAUUCAGAUUCAAAAAAAGAUGCUUCUGAUAAUAAUACGGCUGCUGAACCAAUUCGAAAAUCUGAAGUUGAAGUACUUCAAGAAGAAGCAGCUGAUUUUCUUGAACAUGCAAAUAAAAAUUCUCGUAUCAUUGAAGAAUUAUUAGAAAAAGAUAUCGAAAAUAAAACAUCAUCGAAACCAACUGAUCCUCGAAGUGGCAAACACCAAUCACCUAAAAUGACGUCUGAACAAGACGAAGGAGAAGAUAAUACAGAAGAAGAUGAAAGCAAAUCUACUUCUAAUAAACGUAAAGGUGCUGCACAAAAAAAGACAACAAAUGAUGAUACCGAACAAAAAGAAACCGGUGAUGAUAAUACUGAAAAUGAAGGUACAUCACCCAACAAGAAAGCAAAAGGUAGACCUGGCCGUAAACCAGCUCCAAAAAGCAAAACUAAUAGUCAAGAAGCUGAUAAUGAAACUGGUACUGGCGAUGAUGAUAAUAAUGACAAUGAAGCUGCAUCAUCAUCAACGGACAAGGCCAAGGGUAAACGUGGUCGCAAGCCUGGUCAAACUAAUAAAAAUACAAAAAGUGAUCAAGAAGUUACUGGUGAUGAUGAAAAUGAUACUGAAAAUAAAAAUGCUUCACCAAGUAAAAUGGCUAAAAAUAAAUCAAAUGAAAAAAAUAAGAAUAAUAAUCAAGAAAUCGACAAUGAAACUGGUACUGGUGAAGAUGAUGAUAAUGAAAAUGAAGAAAAAUCACCAAAUAAGCGAGGUCGAGGUCGACCUGCUCGUAAACAAGGUGCAAAAACAACAGCAUCAAAAAAAGAUACCGAUCAAGAAGCUGAAAAUGUUACUGGUGAAGAUAAUACUGAAAGUGACGGCCAAUCACCAAAUAAAAAAGCUAAAGGUAGACCAGGCCGUAAAGCAGGUCAAACCAAUAAAAGUACAACAAAGAAAAAUACUGAUCAAGAAGCUGAUAAUGAUACUGCUACUGGUGAUGACGAUAAUGUUGAAAAUGAAGAUGCAUCACCAAGUAAGAGAGGCCGAGGUCGACCAGCUCGUAAACAAGGCCAAAAAAAUAAAAAUAACGAUCAAGAAGUUGAUCAUGAUUAUGAAAUGAAAGAUGAAAGUGAAACAACUUCAUCAAGUAAAAAAGCUUCAACUACUCGUAAAGGUAAAGGUAUUGGUUCACCAGAAAAAGCUCAUGAAAAUGAUGAAUCUGAUAAAAUGGCUGAAGAUGAACUCGGCUUAUCUGAAGAUGAAAAUUCAGCUGAUGAUAAGCAAAAUAAUGCAACAACAAAGAAAGGACCAACAAAACGAUCUGCUCCAUCAUCAGACAAGAAAACUGGUAAAAAACGCAGUGCUGAAGAUGAUCCAUUUGAAGAUCGAACAAAUGAUAAUGAUAGUGCAGAAGCUGAAGUUAAUUCUGAAGAUGAUGAACCACCAGCUAAACAAGCAAGAAAAGGUCGUCCAGCUAAUAAAGCUCCAUCAUCAGGUAGUAAAACAAAUGGUCGUCCAGCCAAAAAAACCAAAACUUCAUAA
This is a messenger RNA of Adineta steineri, 1650 nucleotides long. Lineage: Eukaryota; Metazoa; Rotifera; Eurotatoria; Adinetida; Adinetidae. The record is from the annotation of a GenBank genome assembly.